Funneliformis mosseae is the source of this 2433-nucleotide messenger RNA. NCBI's taxonomy places the organism in Eukaryota, Fungi, Glomeromycota, Glomeromycetes, Glomerales, Glomeraceae. The record is from the annotation of a GenBank genome assembly.
AUGUCGAGAUUUUUUCGUGCAAAACCUGCUUCAGGCAUUGCUGCUAAAAGUAGAUUUCUUAAAGAUGUAUCCGAUUCCGAAGAAUCUGAUUCAGAUGAGAAAAGGGAAGUUAAAUCUGCUAAAGAUAAAAAAUUAGAUGCCCUUGAAUUAUCUGUUAAAACCAUUGAAAAUGCUAAAAAGAUCAAUGAAUGGGUUGCUAUUCAAAAUGGUAAUGCUAAACCUUUGGGAACAUUUGGAAUUCCUCGUAUAUAUAUUAAAACUAUUGCUUCCCUUGAAGACUUUCUUAAUGAAUCCUUACAAAAAGAAAAAGAAGCAAAGAAAAAAAUGAAUGCAACUCAAGCUAAAGCUUUAAAUUCCAUGAAAAAUAAAAUUAAAAAAAUUAUUCGUCAAUUUGAAGAUGAAGUCGGAAAAUGGAGACAGAAUCCUAUUCUUACGGAAGAUGAAGAGAUUGAGGAUGAUGAGGAUUUGGGUGAAUUCGUUAAAUCCACCAAAAAGUCAUCGAUAAAAAAGAAUAACGAGUUAUAUGCUACUGAAUUUAAUGAUGAGGAAGGUUUUGAACAAGUUGGAAAGGGAAACAAACCUAUUGAGUAUACUUCUGAGAAUUUAUUCAAAAAGUUAAGAGAAAUUAUGGAAGCAAGAGGAAAAAAGAAUACGGAUCGUUUGGAACAAAUAAAGAUUCUCCAAAAACUCUUAGGUGUGGCUGCAACACCUUAUCAAAAAAUUCGAGUUCUACUUGCUUUGAUACCUGCUCAAUUCGAUUAUAAUCCUAGUAUGAGCAAUUAUAUGAAUGUUGAUAUGUGGAAAAACACACAAGAGGAAAUAAAGCAACUGUUAACAAUUUUGGAGACGAACCCUCAUUUCAUAAUUCGUGAAUAUGUGGAAGAGGAGGUCGAAGAUAAGGAACCGGUUAUAGAGUCAGGUCAAACGUUCGGCAUACGUGGUUCCAUUGUUUCCUUCAUUGAUCGUCUGGACGAUGAGUUUAUAAAGUCCUUACAAAAUAUCGAUCCACAUACUACUGAUUAUGUGGAUAGAUUGAAAGACGAAACUGAAUUAUAUGCAACAAUCGUAAGAGGGCAAAUUCAUUUCGAGAAAAACGAAUUGAAUGAGAGUACGAGUAGAGUGGUAAUGAGAAGAUUAGAACACUUAUAUUAUAAACCCGAUCAAGUUAUACAGACCGUUGAAAAUACGGUCAAUCUAUUAUACCCUUCGGGUGUUUCAUCUUCGAUAACUCCAUCCGAAAUAACGCAAGAUUCAUCGGUUCUUAUUCGCGCUCUUUGUGUUUACCUUUAUAAGAACGGAGAAUCUUUACUUCGAACACGUGCAAUGCUUUGUCAUAUUUAUCAUCAUGCGUUGCACAAUCGAUUUUAUACUGCACGUGAUAUGCUCCUAAUGUCACAUUUGCAAGAUAAUAUUCAACUUAGUGAUGUUGGUACCCAAAUACUACAUAACCGCACCAUGGUACAAGUUGGGCUUUGUGCUUUUCGUGAGGGAAUGAUUAAAGAAUCUCAAAGUUGUUUACAAGAAAUAUGUGGCACUGGACGUGUGAAAGAAUUAUUGGCCCAAGGUUUACAAAUACAAAAAUACUCACAACUUCCACCAGAACAAGAAAAGUUGGAUCGUCAACGUCAAUUGCCAUUCCAUAUGCAUAUCAAUUUAGAGUUACUUGAGUGUGCCUAUUUAACCUGUUCUAUGUUAUUGGAAAUACCUGCUAUGGCAGCCGCUGGAUCAAACCCUGAGGCUCGUAAAAAAGUAAUUAGUAAACCAUUUAGAAGAAUGUUGGAUUAUAAUGAGAGACAAGUAUUUAGUGGACCACCUGAAAAUACAAGGGAUCACAUUAUGGGAGCAGCUAAAGCGCUUGCAGCCGGUGAAUGGCAAAAAUGCCAAGAACUUAUUGGCGCAAUAAAAAUUUGGGAUUUGAUGCCCGAAACACAAAAAAUCAAGGAAAUGUUAAAUAGAAAAAUUCAAGAAGAAGGUCUUCGAACUUAUCUGUUUACUUAUUCUUCAUAUUAUACAACAUUUGGACUUGAACAAUUGUCAACAAUGUUCUCGUUACCGUUAAAUACAGUUACAUCUAUUGUUUCAAAAAUGAUCUGGAAUGAAGAAUUAGCAGCUUCAUUAGAUCAAAUUAACAAUGUUGUUGUGUUGCAUCGCGUUGAACCUACCAAAGUUCAACAAUUAUCUUUAAUGUUUGCCGAAAAAGCCUUUUCAUUUGUUGAGGCUAAUGAAAGAACUUUGGAACAAAAACAACUUUCCGGACAAAAUCAAAGAGAUCAACAAAGACAAAAAGGUCAAUCGAAUCAACAGCAAAAUACUGAAAAAAGAACCACGUAUCAAAAAAGAGAUGGACAGCAACAGAGAGGUCGAAAUAAUUUUAAUAAUGUGUUGGGUAAUAGUGUACGUGGAAGAACACAACAAAACCGUUAUCGAUCAUAA